Messenger RNA from Pecten maximus, 3784 nucleotides. RefSeq lists its product as uncharacterized. The transcript has a single exon. The record is from RefSeq and is a predicted model, not a curated record. Lineage: Eukaryota; Metazoa; Mollusca; Bivalvia; Pectinida; Pectinidae. The coding region runs from base 179 to 1366 and encodes 395 amino acids.
UUGAUUAACUCAAAGCACCAAGCCUUGACGCGCAUGUCGAGUAUUACAAGCAGAAAGCUCUUCAAGUUCCAGCGUGCUUCUUGAUUUUAUUUAUUUAUCACCUGAACGAGCUCAUGUAUAGCCAGUCUCGUGUUGUAUGUGAACGGAUGAAGUCAGCUAUAUACAGUAAUUCAUUAUCAUGGACAUUUUAGAGGAAUAUAUUGUUGCUAACGACUUUGGUAUGGCGUACGUCGCAACGGAAAAUGGCGACAUUCAGGUGGAUACUAAGGUAAACAACGUCGCAGACAAACGAAGGAAGCUCGUUAUACAUUUUGACAUUCGCAAUACUGUGUUGGUUUCGGACUCUGUCACAAAUGUAACGAUGGAGCAGGCCCUGAACAGUUUUCUGACAGGCGUUGUGUGGGGACAAGAACCUUCAAAGGGUACAUGGGUUUGGGAAUCCUACGAAACCUCUCUCACACCGCCUUCUCCUGGUGCUAUUACCUACUACAAACACAUGGAGAGAAUCCUAGUUAAAACACCUACGGACAGAAGGAAUCUUAGAUUGGUAACAGGAGAUUUUACUCAAACGAUCGGGCAGGCAUUCCGGCCUUAUUUCUGCUCAACAUUGGACGCUUUGAGGUGGAAACACCCUCCGAGUCCUGAACAUGAAGGAAUGACAAUGGCCGGGAAAGAUGGUAAGCCCUACCACUACCUCCUCAAAUCUGUUUACAGGCUUAUAUACCAUCUUGUAGAGAACAAUCGUGAUUUUGCUAUUGUAUUCCGUACAUACGGCCUAGACGCCCCUAACGUCAUUACAAGUCUCGCUAAAGGUCUUCAAGGAGAUCACCCGGACUUUCCAAUCCAAGAUCUCGGAUUAAAAGUAACUUUCCCACCUGGAUCUGUUUUCCGUAAAAGCGACGAUUCAUGUGUGUUCCAAACCGUGGAAAUUGAGAAUGGUCGUGAAACUCCUGAAAGGUCAGAGGUCACAGGGGAACGUGCAAUUUACAAUAUGCUCAGUAGCAAGGAGGGUAUUUCAGGGUAUAAAGACGAUUUCAUUUACUGGCAAAGCAACGACUACAGCCACGAGGCGGCCAAACCACUAUAUGUGGAUCCAUACGAUGAGAAUGUCCAUCAUAUUUUCUUUGACGACAACAUUCGAACAUUAGAAGAUGAUAGCAUUGUCAAUGUCCGGCUGUUUGAAACCAAAGGAUGUGAAAAGGCUAAAAGUUUGUCAAAGACGGAUGCUGCGAAAUUCGAGAACGUUUGUUUGGUACAGGCCGAUCUGUUAAUGGCUAUUCAGGACGAUGACUAUUACGUCAAGUCGGUCGAGCAGUGCGAGAAAAACUACUCUAAUUUCGUUAAUAGGUACAAAUCGGACGGAUGACCUUUGUUUACCUAACAGAGGAAUGGACGAUUUGGUCAAUGUAGCUACAAAACGCAGAAAGAGACGAUUUGGGCCCAACGCCUCCAAAUCAGGUGACUUCUAGUUUAUACCGGAGAGAAUAAAAGGUGCGAUUUGGAACAUUCAUGGAGAGCAGACUCUAAAGUAUGUGAUAAUACAAUCCAUCUUUUUUGGAAUGUUGAACAGUGAUAACUAACACAGAGAUAUAGGAACAGAGAUGUAGGAAAUGUGUACUAAUGCUUGUAACACGGAUAUUACGUGUCGUGUAACACGGAUACUAUGUGUCGUGUAACACGGAUACUACGUGUCGUGUAACACGGAUACUACCUGUCGUGUAACACGGAUACUACGUGUCGUGUAAUACGGAUACUAUGUGCCGUGUAACACGGAUACUGUAUGUCGUGUAACACGGAUACUUUGUGUCGUGUAACACGGAUACUACCUGUUGUGUAACACGGAUACUGCCUGUCGUGUAACACGGAUACUUUAUGUCGUGUAACACGGAUACUACGUGCCGGGUAACACGGAUACUAUGUGCCAUGUAACACAGAUACUAUGUGCCGUGUAACACGGAUACUACGUGUCGUGUAACACGGAUACUACGUGCCGGGUAACACGGAUACUACGUGUCGUGUAACACGGAUACUACGUGCCGGGUAACACGGAUACUACGUGUCGUGUAACACGGAUACUACGUGCCGGGUUACUCGGAUACUACGUGCCGUGUAACACGGAUACUACGUGCCGUGUAACACGGAUACUACGUGCCGGGUAACACGGAUACUAUGUGCCGUGUAACUCGGAUACUACGUGCCGUGUAACACGGAGACUACGUGUCGUGUAACACGGAUACUACGUGCCGUGUAACUCGGAUACCACGUGCGAUGACGUAGGGAGAAGAAAGGAAUUUUGUGACUUUCGUUGUAUUUCUUUUGUUCUUGUAGUUGCUUUCAAAUGUUUUAAUUCACACUUAAUACUAGUACCUUUUCUAUGGCAAUUAAAAGGAGGAAUAAGUUUUGUGAUGUAACGACGUGGAACAAUGAAGCAUUUUUUUUUUUUACAUUUUAACUUUUUAUAGACCACCGUGGAAUUUAUUAGAUCAAAAUCAUUAUUGUUCAUUCGAAAACCGGACUGUCUUUGGCAUUAAUUCACUUACUUACUUUCCGAUGGGAUAUAUAACGAUGAUUUCUAAUGGAAACGACCCGUGUGUUUAUUGGAAACAGGUGUUGUGACAACCCUUGCAAUGUUUUGCUUUAAUAUUAGAAAUGUGGAUUAUUAAAGACCACCGAUCGACGCGAUUGUUAUGAACCAUCGCCUUCAGGCUAGAUCACAGACUAUCAACAUUAAUAUAACAGAACUGGCAGGUCGUGUUAAUACACCGGCAGAUACUAUUGAACAAGGGUCAUUUAAUUGACGGCCUCACGUGCAUCCAAGGCCCUGCUCACACGAUGAAUUACUGUAAUUUGAGUAAUUUGUAACUGAAGGGUAAAUUAUAUCAUAACCAGUGUAGCUGUAUAGUGUUGUAGAGACAUCUAUUAUCACCCUUGCGGUCAAUCAAAGUAUGCCAGCGUCGUUCGCUGUCUACGUAAAUCAGCUGUGUUCAGGGAUCGUGUUUCGUGCUAUUCUGGUGCAAUGCGCAUUUGUUUUUGCUAUUUUGUGGAAUAUAGAUACAUAUUUUUCUUUAUUUUCACGUGAAAAUGAAUUUUUGGUUGUAAGUGAAAUGUAAGUAUGUGAUAGAGAUUAUUUCAUGGAAAGCAAUAUAUUAUGUGAUCAGUUUGAAUGUUUGUAAUUAUAACUGGGCUAAUAUCCCCUUCUGAUCAGGGUUUAAAUCCUUCGGCCCUGACCUUAGGAUUUCGAUACAAUUACUGACCUCAUAGUUCGCAAGGUUAAUAGGUACACUGUAUGUAUAUCUUCUAUGACCUUUUAUGAUACUCAUUAUAUAAUCUUUUAUAUAUUGAUAAGUUAACAUCCAGCGAUAAUAAAACAUCCUGUCAUGAUAAUUUAGUUAGUUCUUCGGAGGUCAUUAAAAGGGACGUAAAGAUCAUAUUAAUUCUCUAUUAAAGGAAAAUGGACGUGCACCGCUGGCGAUCGAAUCUGCAUCUAGUCAGAUCGCUGACGCAUCACGAGACUGGCCUCGCUACUUUUCGAUUUUUGUUUAACAAAAAUAUUAGAUUAGUUAUUAAGUCUUUCUCUCAUGUAUUUUCUCUGUUUUAAUUUUAGAAAUCAAACCUUAAUUGUGGUAUUUUAAUUAUUUUGAACUUUUAUAAUGCGAGGUUUUAUCUGGUAGAUGUUUUACUAUGGUAUUCUUAUCAUGGCAUGGAUGACUGUUUGCUACUCAGGAUCCUCAACAUAUUUUGAACCAUUAAACACCUCCAAGUGAUUUUUUUCAGAAACAAUGAC